Molecule: messenger RNA, 1036 nt
Organism: Leptinotarsa decemlineata (Colorado potato beetle)
Lineage: Eukaryota; Metazoa; Arthropoda; Insecta; Coleoptera; Chrysomelidae
Product: zinc finger CCHC domain-containing protein 24
Molecular function (GO): nucleic acid binding; zinc ion binding
Source: RefSeq, a predicted model, not a curated record
GUGAUCCAGAGAUCCAGAGACAACCGGGCAGAAAAUAAUUAACAAUUUCAUAGUACUGGCACCCUUGAUUAACGCCGCAUAUGUUCCACUUUCGACGAACGAGAUGUGAAUCGUAAUUGUUUUGUUGUAAACAUUCGACAGUGUCCGAUUUGGUCGAUGUUCUUUUACUCUAUGAAUGGAAAGUCGGGAUUUCUGGCGCACACCACGGUUCGUUUGUUUUGUGCGAUCUGGAAUUCUUCGAAAUAACCGAGAUUUUGUGAUAGUUUUCAGAACUGCAGGCUAAGACAAUCAUCAGCAGCAGCAUGUCACCGACGGCAACUUUAAUUUCACCUUCAAGCAGCUUCUCUUCCCCCCUCACGUCCAGUAGAGGUCGACUUCAGGAUUUUAGCAAUACCGGCUCUGCUAGUUCCAUCCUUACCAGUUUUCCUGCAACCAACUGGUACCAGUACCAAAACACUGACAAUUAUCGACCAAAGAUUUUGAACCCCGCCUGGAAUACAUUAUCGGCUUCCCAAUACUCCUACAACAUAUUCAGCAACCCUUAUUCCAAUCAGACUAUUUGCGACCCUUUGACUGAGAUCGUAGAUCAAUUUGCAGACUUUGCCAUCGAUCGGAGGACCCUCAAGAAACCACCUGCUACGUAUUUGUGCCAUCUCUGCUUCCAAAAAGGCCACUACAUCAAGGAUUGUCCGCAAAGGCCUUUGGAGAAACCUGACGGUCUGGAUGUUUCAGACCAAUCUAAAGUCCAUCCUCAACAUCUGUGCCAAAAAUGCAAAGAGCUUGGAUAUUACUGUAGGAGAGUGCAAUGAGGGUAUACAUUUUUUGUUGAGUCUUUUAUCGUUGCUUUAAUAUUUGUUUCUGAACUUAUUAUUUUAUAUUGAUUACCUAGUAUUAUAUUUCAGAAAAUUAUGUUUUAUAUUUGAUUAUUUUUCACAUUUAUUUACACUUUUUAUUUUUUUACUGGUAUUGUUUAAUGUACUUAAAUCAUAUACAUGUUAUUCUAAAUAUGUUAUAAAUAUUAAUGUUUAUUUUCAAA